Messenger RNA from Cephus cinctus (wheat stem sawfly), 1080 nucleotides. It is a transcript of the gene e(r), whose product is annotated as enhancer of rudimentary homolog. The coding region runs from base 671 to 982 and encodes 103 amino acids. NCBI's taxonomy places the organism in Eukaryota, Metazoa, Arthropoda, Insecta, Hymenoptera, Cephidae. The transcript is spliced from 3 exons. The record is from RefSeq and is a predicted model, not a curated record.
UUAUUUCUUAAUGCUUUCAUACGGUUACCUAAUAUAAAAAGGCAGAAAAUGUAGUUUCGCGGCCAAGAUUCCGGUGCUCGCUUCCCGCUUCCUGCUGCUUUCGGUCUGAAUGAGCCCUUAGGGCCAUGUGGGCCUGAUCUUAGGCAUACGAAAUUUUGAUAGGCUUGUCCAUCGCGAAUGAAUCAGAGGAAUGUGGACAGGCGUUCCGUUUUCAACUUCGUCAAAAACCCUGGACCACGGUCGUACACACAGGUCUUGCAACUCCCUUGGAGGGGGUAGUCUUCUUUUAGAAGCAUUUUUCAUUUCGCUUCAUUACCACAAGAGGCGUUGCGAUCAACCGAUCCGUUCCUAUUUCUCUCUCCCACAGCCGAUUGUAAAGUGAGAUAGAUAAGGGGUCGCUCGAUUAUAGCGACGCUUGUGACUAAAAUUUAAAAUGUGCCGUGCUUCAAAACCACGUCUACCCCCACUGCUGAAAAUUGGGCGAGUUGCAAGACUUGUAUGUAAGACCGUGGCCUGGAUUGUCCUGGACGUUCGCAUUGUGGUUAACAUUUGCGAGAUUGUUUCUUCAUGUUUAAGUUGUAGUUAAUAAAAAGUUAUACAUAAUAUCACAAUUGUUUAGGAUAGAAAUAUCAUUGAAUUAUAAGAUAUACUAAACUGUUCAUAGUGCAAAAUGUCGCAUACAAUACUACUUGUACAACCUGGGAAUCGACCAGAGACCCGAACCUAUUCAGAUUAUGAAAGUGUCAAUGAAUGUAUGGAAGGUGUAUGUAAAAUUUAUGAAGAGCAUUUAAAAAGAAGAAACCCUAAUACACCAACAAUCACAUAUGACAUUAGUCAACUGUUUGAUUUCGUUGAUCAAUUAACGGACUUAUCCUGUCUUGUUUAUCAAAAGUCAACAAAUACUUAUGCACCAUACAAUAAGGACUGGAUUAAGGAAAAGAUAUAUGACUUGCUACGUCGAGCUGCUGGUCACAGCGAAUAAUUAUUUCUGCACCUAGACUCUUACUUUUCAUGUAUCUACAAGAUAAGUUAAUAUUAAGCUGUUUGUAACAUUAAUAAAUAUAAGUGCAAAAAUUUAAA